GUUAAAAUAGAUGGACAAUCCUAUCAAGCUAAGUUAAUUGAAUUCCUCUUCAGAACAUAAGGAAAUCGUAGACAAGUUCUUCAAGAUUCCAACCCAAUAAAUUCAGAAAGUCAAUCAGAAGUAAUAAUCUAAAUCUGACAUCAUAAAUGAAUUGCGCCAAGAGAAUUAUGAUUUAAAAAAUACAGUCAAUGAUUUGAAAUAAAGAAUUCAAGAAUUGGAAUCUCAAUUACAAAAUCAAUAAAAUCCUCAAAUCGAAGAAGAGAAUUAGGAACAAGUUUCUGUUGAGAAAUAGUAAAAUGAAAUAUAAGAAGAAAUGACAGAGGAAGAAAAAUCAAUGCAUUUAGCAUUCAUGUUGUAAUAGCAAGAAGAAAUGGAAUUUUAAAAUCGUCUAGCACAGUAUAUAUUUUUAUUCAUCCUUCUCUAGAAUGCAAAACAACGUAGAUCUUGAUGAAAUGAGCUAUGAGUAAUUACAAGAAUUGCAAGAAAAAAUGGGAUUCGUCAGCAGAGGGCUGCUCCAAAACCAAAUUCAAUUACUUUUGAAAUAGUGCAAAAUCAAAUAACAAAUCAACGAUUGGUAUGAAGUUUUGUAGAUUUUAGUUGUACAAUCUGCUUAGAAGACAGUGGAAGUCCUGUUGAAAUUGAGCUGGAAUGCAGCCAUGUGUUUCAUCAGGAAUGCAUCUCUGAAUGGCUUUCGAGGGAAAAACACUGCCCCGUAUGUAAGAGAGACAUAAAUCUUAGUAAAUUCAAAUGA
Messenger RNA from Paramecium octaurelia, 751 nucleotides. Lineage: Eukaryota; Ciliophora; Oligohymenophorea; Peniculida; Parameciidae. The record is from the annotation of a GenBank genome assembly.